Messenger RNA from Caenorhabditis briggsae, 1233 nucleotides. Lineage: Eukaryota; Metazoa; Nematoda; Chromadorea; Rhabditida; Rhabditidae. Bases 1 to 1233 code for a protein of 410 amino acids. The record is from RefSeq and is a predicted model, not a curated record. The transcript has 5 exons.
AUGGCACCCAACGCUCCCAGUCCAAUGGACAUUGAAAAUAUGAACGACGCUGCAAUCGAACAAGUUCGUCAACAGGUCAGUGAUAUCAUUGAUCCACGUUAUGAUACCAAAUGGAACAUGCUUCGAUGGCUUCAAUCGAACGAUUUCAAUAUUCCAAAGACUGUCCAUUUGCUGAAAAAACAUUUGAAAUGGCGUAAAGAUCGGAAACUCGAUGAACCUGAAAGUCAAUCUCUUCUCCAAUUCAGUGAUGCCAGAAGAAAACACGCUCCGGUUGACAUUAUUGGCCCACAAAGAAAAGAAGGAGGUGAUCGACUGGUGGUUGUGGAUCGGGCAGGAAGAAUUGAUGUAGCCGGAUUGAUGAAAGCUGUGCAGCCAACCGAAUACCUUCAUGAGAUGUUCCGGACUUUUGAAGAAAUCCAAAGAAGACUUAUGAAGAUGGAAGCUGAAACUGGAGUUCAAUGCUUCAUGCACUACAUUUUUGAUCUCGAAGGUCUUCACUUUGAUCCUACAUUGCUGGGCGUUGUGAAUGGCCCCUUCCGUGUUUCAUGGCAAUUGGUUGGACAGCAUUAUCGAGAGUUCAUUGAUAAAUUCAUUGUGAUCAAUUCACCCAGUUACAUCAAUGUCUUGUGGUCCGCUUUGUCCUCAUUCAUUCCAGAACAAUCAAAACAGAGAAUCGUUUUUGCUGGAUCCAGUUGGAAGGAAGAACUUUUGGAGAUUGUUGACCAAGACUGUCUGCCGGAGAGAUACGGAGGAAACAUUCCAGAUAAUGAUUGUCUGAAAAUUGUAGAACCGAUUCCAAAAUCUACGUAUUGGAAGCUUCCCGUUCACUACCCUUCCAUGGAACAACUACACAAGGUUUCAGUAUCUGCUUCGAAACAUCGAAUGCUUGUCUACAAAGUUGAUAAACCGGAUAUAGAACUUUUGAUGUACUCUCACAAUGAAAAUGACAUCACCAUAACCUUGUACUAUUCGAAGGAAAAGGAAACAUCUGAAAAUGAUCUGGAAUUGGCGGUGGCUCCUAUUCCUAAAUGUGGCCUUCCAGCAAUGGAUCUAUUCGAUUACAAUUGCGAAUUCCCCGGAUAUUACUAUGUGAAACUGGCAAAUGAAGCAUCAUGGCUUCUUCCAUCUACUUACAGGAUGAUUGUGAUUGAGAAGGAGACUGGAAAAGAGUUGGAACCAAUCAAUUUGAAUGAGAAGUGGAUCAAAAAAGGACAAAAAGCCAAGAAAAAGUGA